AUGAAUCGCCGAGCCGCGACGGGGCCGGCGCGUGAGGGACUGGCCGAAGAUGAGAUGAAGCUCGGGGGUGAGGAAGCGCACCGUCUUGUAGAGGACGGCAUCGGCCAAGGUGUGGUAGCGGCGAUUGAGGCGGGAGACGCUGCAUAUGUCGCGUUUGGAAAUGUCGGCAAUGGCCUCGAAAAUCUGGACGACGACGGCGCUAGGCAGCUUGGCCAGGAGGUCGCCCCCGACGCUGGACCUGCGCGCGCGCUCGGCGCUGGUGACGACGGCCAUGUUUGCAGGAGACGACGGCGACGGGUAGAUGAGCUGAUGCAACCACGAGAUCGAGGAGCGAGCCAAGGUGGAGAUGGAAGCUAG
This is a messenger RNA of Akanthomyces muscarius, 357 nucleotides long. RefSeq lists its product as uncharacterized. The transcript has a single exon. Lineage: Eukaryota; Fungi; Ascomycota; Sordariomycetes; Hypocreales; Cordycipitaceae. The record is from RefSeq and is a predicted model, not a curated record. The coding region runs from base 1 to 357 and encodes 118 amino acids.